UCAGUCUUUUCCGGAAAUAUUUCUUGUCAACCAGAGAAGUUGUUUUCCUCGUGAAAAAUUGUAGAUUUUCCCCAAAAAUACAUAAUAAAAUGCAUUAAUUUUACUUCCCAUUGAUCAACAAAAGUCUAAUAAUGCAGAAGACACUAUCAACAAUAUUCAGGGGCCCUGUGUCUCCUUUCCUCCCAAGGGCCAUGUCCGUGUACAAUCCGCACUUUGUGGAGCCAGUGUUCAGGAAAGAUGAUCAGCAAGUACUCAAGGAGACCGGGGAAGCUUCAAAACUCGCCCAUGUACGUAUCAAAGCGGCUAGAAACAACGAAACUUCUUCAGUGUUCUUCGAUGAUCGUGUCCGGAAGUUCACAAACUACAUCAUGAAGGGCGGACAAAAGGAACUGGCUAGGGAACUUCUCACUAAGUGCUUUGAGAACAUCAAGAGAAUUCAAUUGGAGCGAUACAAUCUAGCCACAACUCCGGAAGAGAAGGAGAAAAUUGAGACGAAUCCCGUAAAGAUUUUCCAUGAAGCUGUUGAAAAUUGCCGGCCACUCCUGCAGCUGACGCCCAUCAAGAGAGGUGGCCAGCGGUAUCAAGUACCCGUACCAAUCACAGACAAGCGUUCCUACUUCAUGUCAAUGAAGUGGAUCCUUGAGGCCGCGAGAGAAAAGGAACGGAAAGUUCAUCUUCCGGAGAAGCUAGCAUGGGAACUUCUGGACGCUGCUGCUUACCAAGGACGCGUGAUCAAGAAGAAGCAAGACCUGCAUAAACAGUGUGAGGCCAACAGGGCAUAUGCUCACUACCGAUGGAGUUAAAAUGUCCAGAAGAUUCUUUGUAAAAUAAAUAGAUCUAUUAGAAACUUUCUACAGCAAA
Molecule: messenger RNA, 861 nt
Organism: Phlebotomus papatasi
Lineage: Eukaryota; Metazoa; Arthropoda; Insecta; Diptera; Psychodidae
Gene: mRpS7
Product: 28S ribosomal protein S7, mitochondrial
Exons: 2
Coding region: 132-803 (223 amino acids)
Biological process (GO): ribosomal small subunit assembly; translation
Cellular component (GO): ribosome
Molecular function (GO): structural constituent of ribosome; mRNA binding; rRNA binding
Source: RefSeq, a predicted model, not a curated record